AUGCAAGGUCAAAUUGACCCUACCAUUGUCGGAAUCAGCACUUCUGGCAUCGUUUUUGUUUAUCGUGAUGUCCAAGAAACACUUAUUCGAGGUCUGCAGGACUCAACUCUGACGGAUAAAAUCAAGGAAAGCGCUGUGUUUUAUCAGCUGGAGAGCUCAGAGAAACGAAAAGUGCUAAUGAAGAAGCUCCAGAAUGCGUUUCCACAAUUUGUCGUGUCAGCCAAGACUGCAACACCAAGUGUGGAAUAUCUUAUCAAGGCUAUGCUUGCCAUUCCUCUACAGCCGUAA
Messenger RNA from Peronospora belbahrii, 288 nucleotides. The record is from the annotation of a GenBank genome assembly. NCBI's taxonomy places the organism in Eukaryota, Oomycota, Peronosporomycetes, Peronosporales, Peronosporaceae.